UUUCCAGGCCGUACAAAAAGAAGUGCGUGUGGCACACUCGCAGCGUUCGAGUGGGCAGGGCGUCAUCACCGCAUCAUCAGGGCGUAUACGUCCGCCUGAGAAACUUUCCGUAUAAAGCCAUCUAAAGCUACGCCGUCGACGCCGUUUCUCGCGAGAGAUGGAGUCUCUAUACGGGGAAAGAGGAGCCGGAGGGAAGCUCAAGAAGCCACCUUCAAGGAAGCCGCCGGCUUCUCCGUACGCUCGGCCUCCUCCUACUACUCCGGCGAGUCGGAUUGGGAGCAAUGGUUGGCUUUCUAAACUCGUCGAUCCCGCCUACCAACUUAUCUCCAGCAGCGCUACCAGGAUUUUACCCUCAUUCUUUUCCAAGUCCCCCUUCGAUGUUCCUCCUCUUCUUCCUAUCACUCAAAGCAACGGUGUAGAAGAUGCGGAUGUGAUUCCAAAUUCAAGGGAUGUAGAGAAUUUCACCCCUUGUCAUGUAUCCAGAUCUACUGAAGGAAUGGGUGCCAGUGUACAGUUUGAUACAUUGAAGAAAAUUACUGAAUGUGAAAGGUUGGAGCAAGAGAAACCAGAGACUUCUGAUGAUGAUUCUGUUGUUUCCAGAAUUGAGCAAUUGAUGAAGGGGAAAGCAUUUUCUAGGGAUGAAAUAAUUCAUCUGAUUGAGAUCUUGAAUUCUAAAGUUGAUGAACAAGAAAAGAACAAAAAAUGCAUGACAGUUGAAAGAGACAAUGAAAGGGCUCUUUUAUUGCAUGACACACCAAGAAAAUUAAGUGAAAGAAAACUGGAAAACAUGACUAGAGCUCUGCCAGGACCUUCAACACCUAUUCCUGAAUCAAGUGUGCCAGAAGUUAGUGGUUCACCCAUUGAUAUUGCAAGAGCUUAUAUGGGAAGCCAAAUUUCAGAUCAAACCCUCGGCCCUAAUUUUGUUCUUAUAAAGGAUGAAGCAGAUCCUGUAAAUGAUAUAUGUGCAUUAAAACCAGUUAUUACUUCACCAUCAUCAAAGCCUUCCACUUGUUGGCCUGGGGCAUUAGUGCCAGAGCAGCCAGGCAGAUUUGGGUUCCAUGAAUUUUCUAAGACUCCAUAUUCUAGAACUUUAUUAUCAAAGUCUAGAACCAAGUCACAAGCUGAUAGCAGGUGCCUGGAAUCUUUAGUAAAACCUUUUCCACAAUCUCAAACCUCACAAUAUGGAAAGGCGAGGACAAAGAGUGAUGUGUAUGACUAUGGCUAUGGAUCAGCAGGGCCUAUUAGGAGAAUACAUUAUAGAUUUGGCUCAGAAUCUCACCACACAGGAUCUAUUUUCCUGAAUUCAUCCAAACCUACUCAUUCGCCUAUUGAAAAGCUAACUGCUUCUAAAACAUUCUUGCCUUGUAUUGGAAAGAACAUGGAAAUUGGAGAAAGUAGUGGGACAUCAAUGUCCGACAUUAAAGGGGCAUGCACCUCUGGACAUGCUUUGCCAAGUGAGGCAACUACAAGAAUGAUAAUAGAUCACCUUAACAGGCACAAACCCACACCUAAAGAAAGGGCAGCUGAACUGAAGCUGGCCACUGAAUGGAAUAAAUCACCUGGUGCUGAAGUUUCUGAUGCAAGACUAAAUGAGAGCGCAUUGCCGCAACAUUUAGGAAACUCUAAAGUCGGUAAGAGGACAGACUUGGCCAACCCAGAAUCUCUCAAGGGAAGAGGUUCUGAUAAAGACGAUUAUCAGGUGAAAUCCGAGGAGAGAAGUAUGAGAGAAGCUGAAGUUGCUAAAGGUGCAAGUGCUCUAACCUCCAUCAAAGCAGGUGAUUUUGGCGUGAAGACUGAUGCCAGUACAGAACCUUCAUUGGAUUUUAAGAGUACCAAUUCACAAGUCAAAAGUUCCACUUGUAAUUCUCAUGACAUGAGUUCUGAUCAGGACUUUGUAGGCUGUAGCAGUGGGCAGAAAGCAACAAAUCAAAAUUUGUGUUUCCAGCAUCAGAGUAAUGGGCAAAAUGUGUCUACUACAUCCAAAUCAAUAGCAGCACACACCUGUGGAACAAAACCAACCUUGCCAUUUAGUAUUUCUAUAAGUAAACCUGACCCUAAAUCUGCUGUUUCCUAUGAUAAUAGUUUUGGAUUCAGUUUUCCAGUUCCUGCAUCAUCUGGUUCUGAACCACCAACACCCUCCAUGGCAUCAUUCUCUCCAAGUGUUAUACCAUCACCUUCAAUAGACCCAUCUGCUCCUUCUUACAGUUUUGGCACUAAGAAAUCAUCUUCCCAACACCUAGUUUUCUCUUUUCCAUCUUCAGGCAGUGCUGUCCAAUCUGACACUUCAGGAAUUAAAUUCAACUUUGGGGCAGAUAGGAAGACCACAAGGUUAUCUUUCGGUGCUGUAGGUAAAGCUGUCUGUUAGCUUAUUUGUUAGUGUAUCUAUAGGUAUUUCCUAGCUGCAUCACUUCAGAACAAUUGAACGAGGAUGAUACGUUUUCUUUAUGCUCUUUUUCUUGUUUUUUCAUUUCUUUUUCCUGUGAUAAUACAAGGUACGGAGUACUUGAUUGUGCUUCUCUUCUCACAUUUUGAGGAAUCCAUGCCCUUUUCUCUUC
Messenger RNA from Ipomoea nil (Japanese morning glory), 2555 nucleotides. RefSeq names its product nuclear pore complex protein NUP1-like. The coding region runs from base 158 to 2365 and encodes 735 amino acids. Gene Ontology annotation, cellular component: nuclear envelope. Lineage: Eukaryota; Viridiplantae; Streptophyta; Magnoliopsida; Solanales; Convolvulaceae. The record is from RefSeq and is a predicted model, not a curated record. Gene Ontology annotation, biological process: nuclear membrane organization. The transcript is spliced from 8 exons.